AUGAAGUUGUUGUUGUUGUUGUUGAAUUAUUUUUUAUACGUGACAAUAAUUAGCAAAGUUUUUGCUGAUCUUCAUCGUGAUACAUUUAGUGAUUUCAAUGUCACAUUAUUAAAACUUGCCAUUAAACAUGUCCUAGUGUCUGAAGAUAUUCAAGAAAUUAUCUUUGCAAUAGAUCUUGAAAUUCCAUCUAAAAAAGUAGAUACAGAAAUGCGUACGGUGAUAGAUACGGCGUUAAAUGAUUUCAUUAAAUCAAGACGAUUAAUUAUCGUUGAGCCAUUCUCCUUGAUAAAGUCAGAAAAAUAUCAUUUCAAAAUGACUUCUACGACUCUUGUUGUUGAUGUUACAUCUAAAAGCAAAUUAUUGGAUCAACGUGUAAUCGAAGAUUUUGGUAUUUCAAUACGUUCGCAGAUGCCUACAAGUGAUUCACCAAAAAUACUUUGGAUUGUCAACGACAAAGAUGACGAAAAUAAUUUCAAUUCGACUAUGCAACAAAUGUGGAAAUUGCAUUUUUUGGAUGUUACGAUACUCGAAUUGUCCGUUUAUAAGAAAUUUGUUGAAAAUUUAACAGUUCAUCAGUACAAUCCGUUUGUUAAAUAUUAUACAAGAUUGUCGUGGAAUGAUGAAAUUCAAUUGUUUCCAUAUAAAAUUGACAAUUUACAUGGUUACAAGUUAAAAACAAAUAUCAACGAUGAACCACCUUAUGAAGAAAUUGUAAGAGAUUGGAAAACUGGUCAGAUCAUUUUGGGAGGUUUAUCAGGUUAUGUUUAA
Molecule: messenger RNA, 768 nt
Organism: Polistes dominula (European paper wasp)
Lineage: Eukaryota; Metazoa; Arthropoda; Insecta; Hymenoptera; Vespidae
Source: RefSeq, a predicted model, not a curated record